ACGGGACUUUACUCUUAGUAACACUUGGAUUUGCCGUCCCUAUUAGCCAAUUCCCGCGAGUCCGCAACCCCCAGCGACGACCUCGAUCUCCUAUGCCUCUGUGUGUGUAGCUUCAGCUACCUACCCUCGCCAUGGCCACUCCCCUCCAUGUCCCUUACCUCCUCCUUCUCCUCCUCUCUACCGCCUCGGCGGAGUACGCGCAGGAGCUGCUGCGGCGCGCUGAGGGGGAGCGAGAGUGGAUUGUCGGCGUGCGGCGGCGCAUCCACGAGCACCCGGAGCUCGCGUUCCGGGAGCACCGCACCAGCGCCCUCGUCCGCGAGGAGCUGGAGCGCCUAGGGGUCACCGCCCGCUCCGUCGCCGGCACAGGCGUCGUCGCCGACGUCGGCUCGGGCUUGCCCCCUAUCGUCGCCCUACGAGCCGACAUGGACGCCCUCCCCGUCCAGGAGUUGGUGGAGUGGGAGCAUAAGAGCAGAAUUGACGGUGUGAUGCACGCCUGUGGUCAUGAUGUGCACACCGCGAUGCUCCUGGGAGCAGCAAAGUUACUUCAUGAGCGCAAGGAUCAGCUUAAGGGAACAGUGAGACUCCUUUUCCAACCUGCUGAGGAGGGUGGUGCUGGUGCAUCUCAUAUGAUAAAAGAAGGUGUUCUCGAUAGUGUUGAAGCCAUAUUCGCCAUGCAUGUUGACUAUCGGAUGCCGACAGGCACAAUAGCUGCGCAUGCAGGACCAACACAAGCAGCUGUAUCUUUCUUCGUAGUGAAAAUUGAAGGUAAAACCGGGAAGGCUGAAACACCACACCUAAAUGUAGAUCCUAUUGUCGCUGCUGCGUUUACCAUCCUGUCUCUUCAACAGCUUACUUCAAGAGAAGAUGAUCCUCUUCACAGCCAAGUGCUCUCUAUAACCUACAUCAAAGGUGGGAAAUCUAUUGAUGACACACCUCCAGUUGUUGAAUUCGGAGGUACUUUGAGGAGCCUUACUACUGAAGGACUUCAUCAGCUACAGAAAAGGCUUAAGGAGGUAGUAGAAGGGCAAGCAACUGUACAUAGAUGCAUCGGAGUUACCGAGAUAUUGGGGGCUCCUGACUACCCAAUGUAUCCUGCAGUCGUGAAUGAUGAGAGACUGCAUAACCAUGUAGAGAAUGUGGGUAGAAGUUUGCUUGGUCCAGACAAGGUGAAGCCGGGAGAGAAGAUCAUGGCAGGCGAAGACUUCGCUUUCUACCAACAGUUAGUUCCUGGUGUUAUGUUUGGCAUUGGUAUUCGAAACGAGGUAGUUGGCUCGGUCCACACUGCUCACAACCCACAUUUCUUUGUUGAUGAGGAUGUUCUUCCGAUUGGAGCUGCAGUUCAUACUGCUGUUGUGGAGAUGUAUCUUACUGGGCGUUCGACUCUAGAUGAAGAUGGAACCCCGCAUUUACCGUGAUUUACUUUGGAAGAACAAUUUGAAUGUAUGAACACAUAUUGAGAUGCUCCAUGUCUAGUUGGGUUCAAGGCUCCCAGGAUCUCAGAUUGUGCUUAACAGAAAACAGGUAUGUUCAUGUUCA
This is a messenger RNA of Brachypodium distachyon (stiff brome), 1536 nucleotides long. RefSeq names its product IAA-amino acid hydrolase ILR1-like 5. The transcript has 5 exons. NCBI's taxonomy places the organism in Eukaryota, Viridiplantae, Streptophyta, Magnoliopsida, Poales, Poaceae. Gene Ontology annotation, molecular function: IAA-Ala conjugate hydrolase activity. The record is from RefSeq and is a predicted model, not a curated record. Gene Ontology annotation, biological process: auxin metabolic process. Gene Ontology annotation, cellular component: endoplasmic reticulum. The coding region runs from base 132 to 1415 and encodes 427 amino acids.